Molecule: messenger RNA, 6807 nt
Organism: Poeciliopsis prolifica (blackstripe livebearer)
Lineage: Eukaryota; Metazoa; Chordata; Actinopteri; Cyprinodontiformes; Poeciliidae
Gene: epb41l2
Product: erythrocyte membrane protein band 4.1 like 2
Exons: 26
Coding region: 420-3773 (1117 amino acids)
Biological process (GO): cortical actin cytoskeleton organization
Cellular component (GO): cytoskeleton; plasma membrane
Molecular function (GO): actin binding; structural molecule activity
Source: RefSeq, a predicted model, not a curated record
ACGCUAAUCCUCCGGAGACUCUGAACUGCCUUGAUCUCGUGCCUGCAUGGGAAACUGGACUGCUUGUUCCCUUAUUAUUCUGCUAUUUUAUUAUAUUUUUUUGCUACAUUGAAGCCUCUUGGCUUUAAGAUCAUAGCAUAACCUUUUUGUUUAUAGCAAGAACGUGGAUAUUCCAGUGUGAUGGGCUCUGCAUUAGGAGUAAAACUGGUCUGCACAGGGUGUGGAGCUGCUCUGUAAGCCCGUCACUGAGAGGAGAGAGGUUGUGCUUGGACAGCCGAGGAGAGAUAGCAAAGAAAAGAACAUUUCAGAACCACAGAUCGCAGCAAGCUGAUUAGCUGCAGAUUCACGACUGUUUUAAUCUCACUGGGGACGCUCUUCUUGAAGGAUGGGGCUAUUACACAUCAGAUUGACCAAUCACUAUGACAACAGAAGCGGGCUCUGAGACAGAGGUGAAGGAGAAAGCAGAGGAGUCAGCUGCUCAGCCGGACCAAUCGGAGACGGCCAAGCAAGAGAGCCAGGAAGUCGUGAACAUUGAGGGAGAGAAGGAAAAGGGGAAGGAGAAGGAAAAAGAGGGUAAAGAAAGCAAAGGGAUAACUCGAUACUUGCCAACAUGGUUUAAGAAGCAGAAAUCUCAAAGCCAGACAUCUCCAACAAAGGAGGUCCCAGCAACAGAGGAAUCCGUCAGCAAGGGGGUAGAGGUAGAGGAGGAGCCUGCCCCGGAGGUGAACGGCCACGCCGAGGAAGUGGAAGAGAAAGAGGAAGUGAAGUCGGAGGAAGUCAAGGAAGCAACGCAGCCUGAAUCUGACUCCAACGCCAGUGCAGACACUGAGCCACCGGCAAAGGAAGAGAAGGUGGAAGACACCACUGCAAAAAGUCCGGAAAAGCCCAAAGAGACCGGAGACGGAGAAGAAGCAGAGGAGGAGAAGAAAAAGGAACCAGAAGAACACGUAGAGGCUGAAACAAACGGAGGAGAAAGCCAGACUUCGAUUUUCCAGUCUCCUCUUCGCCUUGUGAGGAAGAAUAAAAUGAAGGUGGUGGUGUGUCACGUUACCCUCCUGGAUGGAACUGACUUCACCUGUGAGGUGGAGCAGAAACGAGCUAAGGGGCAGUACUUGUUCUUCAAGGUGUGUGAGCACCUGAAUCUGUUGGAGAAGGACUACUUUGGCCUGACGUACAAGGACAAUCAUGAUGAGAAGUGUUGGUUGGACCCCACAAAGGAGAUUAAGAGACAAAUUCGUAGUAACAACUGGCAGUUUGCAUUCGGUGUCAAGUUUUACCCUCCUGACCCAUCACAGCUCACUGAGGACAUCACAAGGUACCUUUUGUGUCUGCAGCUGAGGGAGGAUGUUGCUUCUGGACGGCUGCCUUGCUCAUUCGUCACUCACGCUCUGCUGGGGUCAUACACAUUGCAGGCCGAAUUAGGCGACCAUGAACCCGACCAACCUCGCCCUUUGGACUUUAUCAGUCAGUUGACGUUUGCGCCCAAUCAGAACAAAGAGAUGGAGGAGAAGAUUCUUGAACUCCACAAAUCCCACAGGGGAAUGACACCAGCACAGGCGGACCUCCAGUUUCUAGAAAAUGCCAAGAAGCUCUCCAUGUAUGGAGUGGACCUGCACCAUGCCAAGGAUUCAGAAGGAGUGGACAUCAUGCUGGGUGUGUGCGCCAACGGACUCUUGGUGUACAAAGACAGGCUUCGGAUAAAUCGAUUCGCUUGGCCCAAAAUACUCAAGAUAUCGUACAAGAGGAACAACUUCUACAUCAAGAUCAGACCAGGAGAGACGGAGCAGUUUGAGAGCACCGUGGGAUUCAAGCUCCAGAAUCAUCGAUCUGCUAAAAAGCUGUGGAAGGUCUGCGUAGAAAACCAUAGCUUCUUCAGGUUAAACGCGCCGGAGCCUCCUACCAAGGCCCGCUUUCUGACGCUGGGAUCCAAGUUCCGCUACAGCGGGCGAACGCAGGCCCAGACCCGGCUGGCCAGUUCCCUCAUAGACCGACCCGCUCCCAGCUUCGAACGCACCUCCUCGAAACGCAUCAGCCGCAGUCUGGACGGAGCACCGGUGAUCAGCAUAACUGAGGCUGGAAGUGAGACAGCGGAGAACGGGCGGCAUCACCGUCUAGAGCUUCACUCCGACUCCAAGGCUGAGGAGGUGGACUUGAGCCCUGCCGAUGUGGAAGCCGUCCCCUCCGAGCAACAGUCACCUGGACGUGCUGAUCCUGCCCCCUCUCAGAGUCCAUUGAGAGUGCAUGGGGACAAUAUUUAUGUGAGGCACAGUAAUUUAAUGUUGGAGGACCUCGAUAAGACCCAAGACGAGGUUCUGAAACACCAGGCUAGCAUUAGCCAGCUCAAGCGUUCCUUUAUGGAGGCGCCACCUCCCUCUCCUCCCCAGCCCAACCAGUGGGAGAAACGUCUCACCUCCUCUCCUGCUACGAUACGCGUCCAGCAGCAACAAGUGAGCCUCGAAGACGAAAUAGCUUCAGUGCUUCUCAGCAGACGCACUACUGCUGAAUUUUACUCAGCAGGCACUCCGCCUCCCUGCAGUGUACCAGAGCCACCACUAGAUGCCGCUGUGACCACAUAUUCAUCUGCUGCCGCUCCCACGGCUGUCUGCAGUUCAUCUUUGUCUCAUCCUGUUUCUGCACUCACUGCCACUGAGGUCAGUGUGCCGCAAACCGAAGCAGCUUCAGCUGAUAACACAAGCUCUGAAACCAAAGAACCUGCAAAGACCACCGAAGUUGAAAUCGAGGAAACUGUUGUCAUCCAAGAAGUUUCCAGAGCGCCCAAACCCGGGGUCGUCACAUUUACGACUGAUCCUCCUGCCGCCUCACCCGCUGAGGGCGAACCUCAGGACCAGAAAGUGAAGGUCGAAGAGGAAGCGGCGGCGGUGGAGGAAGAAAGCCCCGCGAAGCCGGAGAAGGCGUCCUCUGAAAGCGAGAGUGAGGAGGAAGCAGAGUACCAUCCAAACGUUUCUGCAUCCGUCUCUCAAUCACAAAUACCAGAGGAGAAGGAAGAAGAAGAGCCGAUGGAAGAGGAGCAGAAGCAAGCGUCUGCUCCGGUUGUUCCAUCUCUUCCAGUGGAGGUCAACCAGCCUGCAGAAGAAAUAAAUCGUGAAGAAGAAUCUAAGAAGGAGGAGAUUCAGUUUGAGGAGAAGAAAGACAAUCAGGAGGAGAAAGAAAGCGGACGGGAGACGGAGGACAGCACAGAUGAUCCGAUGGUGACCCCCGAAGAGGCGCCAGAGGGCCUCAUGCUGCCCGAGGAGAGCGCAGAGGCCGGCCCCACCGAGGAGCCGGAGCAGCCUAAAAUGAACGGAGAAGCCUCGCUGGUGGAAGUGGAUCCCCGGCCGCAGGUUAUUUGUUGCUCUGAGCCGCCUGUGGUAAAAACAGAAAUGGUGACUAUAUCAGACACGUUUGCUGCCCAGAAAACUGAGAUAGCCACAAAAGAAGUGCCCAUCGUGCACACGGAAACCAAGACCAUCACAUACGAGGCCGCACAGUUGGACGGUAAUGGUGACGGUGAACCCGGAGUGUUGAUGACCGCUCAGACAAUCACCUCUGAGUCUUUGUGUACCACCACCACCACGCACAUUACCAAGACAUUAAAAGGCGGGCUCUCGGAGACGAGGAUUGAGAAGCGCAUCGUAAUCACCGGCGACUGCGACAUCGACCACGACCAGGCACUGGCACAGGCCAUUAAGGAGGCCAAAGAGCAACAUCCUGACAUGUCUGUUACCAGAGUGGUUGUUCAUAAAGAAACUGAACUGGCUGAGGAGGAGGAUUGACUGAACUCAGAACUGAAAGACCAGCAGUGACCCUUACCUCCUCUGACAACAUCUUCAUCACUUUACAACAACCAAGCUGCACUGCCAAAGGGAGAGAGGAAGAGGAGGAGCUGAAGAAUAGGAGGAAGAAGAGGUUCUAUCCGGGGAGGGGGGGAUUGAAGAUGUCACUCUCAACCCAGAUGGUCUUUCAGAUAUUUGUUUUGGUGCAUUUCAGUUUCUCGUUGCUAAAAGAGAAAAAAAAAAUAUCCUCACUCUCUCUGAGGGAACAAAAAGAACCACUUUGUUAGCUUAACGUUUGUAGCUUCUAUUCUUUUAUAUUAGAGCGUUUUCUUUACCUGGUUUAUAAAAAAACACAAAAAAAGAGAGAGAGAGGCUAUAGUGUGUGUUGCAAAUAUCGAAUUAGGCUUCUGCUGAUCUCCAACACGCCUGACAUUCAAGAAUAUUUCAUCUACGUCUCUAUUAUUACAUCAGCAAAAUUCUAAAAUAUCCCAAAAUUAUGUUAGCAUAAAAAAAAGCCAAUGGCUUCAGACUGAAAUAGCCUCAGUCCACAUCAUUUUGCUCUAAAUGAGGGUUUUUUAGAGAAUUCCUUUGAAAAUGAGUCAGUAAAUUACAGCUUCUAUUUUCCUUUAAAAAGAUGUAAAUUAAAAAAAAAGGAAAAUAUUUAACUCAUUAAUCCGGUUUGAAGAACAUAGAAAUCUUUUUACAUUUUUUUACCUGAUAAAACAACGCAAGCUAUUUCACAUUAAUGCUUUAUUAUUACUGUUAUUAAUUACACAAUGGCGGGAGCUGUAAUUUUGCAGUAAAUCAUCCAGGUUUUUGGAUCUUUUAUUAUUAUUUUUUUUAUGUUGUAAAUGUAGCUUAUUCAUCCACAUUCCUUGUGUUGUUACCAGCUGCUGAGUAAGGUCAUCUUCAGUUCAGCUCUCGUUCUAUUUCACCAACACAAGGUGACAUUUCACCACUCAUGUUUGGCGUGAAAUUACAUAAGCUUCAAAAGCAGAAUGUGAUGAAUUUCACAAAUCGACAGUCAGACGAAGUUGAACUGAAAGUCGGCGGAUUUCAACGCUGGUCGAUGCAUUUCUUGUGCGGAAAAGAAGACAGAAAAAUGAAGGUUAUUAAAAAAAAACAAGAUGAUAAUAAUAAGAGCAGCUUUUCAGUAGCUCAGCGCCUCGUCGGGCUCUUCUACUGUUCAACACUAAGCAUUCCUGCUGGGCCCCAGGGGAACAUGGGAGAUUAAACUGACAUUUUAGUGGGAGAGACGACUGGUAAACUGGACGACGAUUGGGAGAGAGCCAACCGAUACCUCGGGAGUGAAAACCAAUUGAAGCGGCGAUACAAGUUGGCCUUACUCUUGCGCCGGUUCCAGCGCGGAGAUGCUGUAUUUUCAGAGAAUAUCUCCGUGCAAAAUUUCUUUUCGUUUAAAUUAUUCAAAGCGAGCCGCGGAGCAGCGAAGGUACCAAAACGGAGACGACUUGAAACCAGUUCUGCCCCAGAUUCAGACUAAUGCAACUUUUACACGUUCGCUGUGACUACAAACCUGCUUGUUGUCGUAGUUCUUCACUGUUCACGCCCGGCUGCUUUUUAUAUCCGUUUCAUAUCCUGCUACACUUAACACUAAGAAAAAAAAAAAGCCUGUUAAAAGACGAUACGGGAUGGAGUCACGCAUGCGUCAUCCUUUCUUUUCUGUCAACUUCAGCCAGCUGAGAACAGGAUGCUGCUGUCUGUGACUGGCUUAGGUUUAGAUUAUCUCAACUGAAAUAAUCUUACUUCAUCUUGCUGCUGGUCUAGUCCAACCAAACGUUCUGCUCUAUUCAAGCGUGAUUUCAAGCGGUUCCCGUUGCACAAAAAAACACGAGAGGGGUAAAACAGUCGGUACAACAUCACAGCGCAGCUUAAAGAGGGAGGAAUUGGAGGGCCUGAAGUGCUCUUUAAACCCACAAUGAAUUCCUAUGUUGUCUUUUUUCAAAUUUUUGUAGAGUGACACCAAAUCACACCGUUUUUAAUUCUGAGAACCUUGAAGAAAAGGCUUUGUUGUUCAAGCGGACUCGGCUGAGAAAACAUGUUCCACUUCUCUUUAAUUGGACCUUUUGAAAAUUAUGUUGAAAGUAGUACAGCUUUUUCUACACAUCCAGUCUGAAAAGUGUAACAUGUCCAGUGGACUGCGAGUCUACAGGAAGGAAAAAAAACAAACAAACAAACAAAAAAACGUUCUGAACACAGGUCUUACUUCAACUAUGCAGCUAAAUAACAUUCCACAUGGGGAGGGAGCUUUGACUUCUAAUCCUCUUGCAAAACAGAAGGAAAAAAAUAAAACAUGAAAAAAAAUAAAACCACUUUCAUCAUCUCCAGGCAGCUUUGGAAGCGACCGCUGCUCCACAUAGGAAAAUCUCAUUAAAUGAACCUGUAAUGCCACAUCAGCUGAGUCUGUCGAGUCUCUCGUGGUUCGUCUUUUCUCCGUGAAACUGGUCUCGUAGUUGGGAGGGUGGGCUCUGUCGCUCCACCUUCCUGCUUAUUUGUAAUAUUGCCACUGUGUAUUUUGUUGGUGAAGAAAAACCACUACAGAUCAACUCGUUCUGCCACCUUUUCUCUGCUACUGGUUCAGGGCUCUUCUUCUCUUUGAAUCAACCGCAGGAGGUCCAGGGGGUUGGCGAGGUUGACUUUUCCAAAAUGUUUGUAGCUUUAAUGAAAGAAAAGAGAAAGAAAGAAAAAAAAGAUCAGAAUUUUAAUCUUUUAUUCAGAUUACAAAGCUGAUUAUCAUUACCAGCUGAUUUUAAAUCUGUCAGGGAUUUUAACUAAAAUGUCGUUGGAGCUUUAUUCCACACAAUAACAGCACAGUUUUGUAUCUCGUCUAAACCUAACACUUUUAUGAAGACGGACGUUUUGAAGAAAUUAACCAGCCACCUCUUUGCUUCCUGCUACCGACACAUCACUGGUAGGUUGUUUAGUCUAGCUGCAUAAUUGUGUUGUCUCCUCACACGCAGCCACUCCUCGCCCCUGUGUAACACUGUUCAAAUAAACAAUUGUUAUACUCUUGAAA